AGUCCCACCCACCCUGGGGCGAAAGCGUUUGUUUCCCUUAGAGUCCAUUGUUUCCUUUGAAAUUUUCUAUUCAUGUUGCUUCGACCGUACCAGCACUUUUACCUCUGGCGUCAUUUGUAAGUAACUUUUAGUCUGCUUUCGAUGGACGACGCUGACUUGAAGCGUGCGUAGAAGUGUUUGCUCUGUUGAUUUUUUUGGAGUAGCUAGUUCCUGGUUUUGGUCGUGGAAAUAUCAUAAGCACAUUUAUUUCCUUAUCAUCAUCCGCUUCCGCAGCUCCCAAAUACAAAAGGACAGAGGAGCAUCAACAAAUACAAAAUGUCGUCCUCGUCAUCGUCCUCGAAUAGCUCGAUGAGCUCGAGCGCGUCGUCGUCCUCAGGUCCGGCCUUUGGGGGUGGCGGGAAGAGCUCCACCAGCAAGAGCUCCACCAGCAACAUUAAGGCUCCUUUGAUCAUGUUGUUUCGAGAACUUGAAUUUGAUUUUCAACAUUUGAUUUCAGAAAUAGUUAGAGCGCAAAAACAAGGAAGAGGACCAUGUCUAUGAUCGUCAUAUUGGAAAAUCUUUAAUCUCCUGGUCGUGGUCUCUCUGAAUUUUGCGCUUGGAUCUCUGUAGCUAGCGUAGAAUUUACUCAAGGAUGAAGUAGUACCUGUAAACCUACUUUCGAAGAAACGGAUUCAAUUUAUCAGUUUGUAGUUUUCCUUUCCUGCUCUGCUCUUGUUUCUAAUUUACCGAGUAAAAGUUCGGCGAGCAGCAGUUCGUCUGCAUCGAAGAGUUCCAAGAGUUCUUCUAGGAAGUCUGCGGCGAUGAAGUCUCAGGCGCCAAAAUCGACGCGAGAACCGCAAAGCGAUGAUAUGUACGGAAAUAUGCAAGCGGGAUCUAAUGCCGGUGGUUCUCCAGGUAUAAAAUCGCAAAUGGGCGGCGGCAUGAAAUCCCAAAUGGGCGGUAACAUGAAAUCGCAAUUCAACGUGAACGAUAUGAAGAAAGACCCUAACGCAAGCCACAGUUUUGCAACGAGCGGCCGCUACAACCCAGGGGAAGCACCAAAACAUUUUGUUCCCUCCGAAAGCUCCGGAACGGAACCCGCUUGGAAGACGGCGCUCAAAGCCAAAUUGCAAAAACAGGGAGGGGCUACAUGUACUAAAUAAAGCCUCCCAACUGAUUAUUCUAAUUGCAUUAGAAUUUGAUAUGUCUGUUUUCGACUAAAAAGUAAGUUGUAGUAUUUGAUUUUGAUUUUCUUCGUUCUUAUGCUAGAGUAAGAUCAUCUUCUAGCCCUAGAGAAGCUGUCAUGGCGAAGAUAGAUGAUCACUGAGAAACUUUAGGAGCAUCUCAACAUCGUCAUCUCCCAGCUAGAUUCCCAAAUCCAUAUCAAGCUAGAAGCCAUCUGAUGAACUUGAGCAUAAGCAAAGGGCCGUCUUCUACGAGAGCAAGUACUGAAUCGCAAGUUGCAGAAUCACACUUACACAAUUUUUCAUACAGACAAAAAUAUGCGCUUACCUAAUUUUCUGUCGUGGUUCUAUCUGGUUUCAUCACAUACUUACAACACUGCAGCUUUGGCCACGGGUAUGGUCGGAGGGCCCUCCGUUGGUUCUGAGCAUAAAGCUCAUUUUCAUCGCAUGACGGUCGCGGAACAGGCAGUCGCGGUCGCCACGGGAGACAUCAAGUCGCGCGCGCUGGAGGCUGGCGUGAGUCGCGCCGAUCUUGUGGCGUUCAAAGACGAUAUCAAACACAUCGAUUUUGAAGCCUCCUUUCAGAAGAGGCACAGUGGCCUCCACGAGUUAACACCGGAAGAAAAGCAGAAGCUUGAAGCGAAGGAGCUGAAAGAGCGUCAGGCGGCGGCGGAUUCCGUAGGCGCAAAAUUACCGGAGGACAAAGGGAAAAAGGGGCCCUCGCCACCGAAGCCUUCUGCCCCGAAGCCGAAGGAGGACACCGGUAUUGCCGAGGAGGCAGCCGGAUCGGCGAAACGCGGCUCGGCCAUAGCACACGACGAAGACGGGGCACCGGUGUUCAAAGAUGUGAAGGUGUCCACGGACGGCACCACGCUGCCGAAGACGGAUAAGUACAUUUGCGUUCGCACUUGCGGUAUGGUUUAUGGCGACGAUUUUGACGGGGACUAUGUGGUAAAGAUCGCAGCGGGAACGAAAGCGGUGCUAAGGCGCACCAAGGCUGCCGGUUUCGAGAGCAAGAUUGCGAAGAACCUCUUGUUCAUCCCAAUCACCAUUGCGAGUAAGCACUUACCGGAGUUAGAUGGAACGAACGGAUGGAUCCCCUGGUCCGCGUGGGCGGACGAGGACUGGGUGUCCACGCCACGGGACAGCCCGAUCGUGCAGGAUGCGUUGGCGGAUGAGACGCGGCGUUUUCCCAAGGACCAGUUUGCGGACGAUCAGAAGCGCGGCAUCGGUCCGCGCAUCGUCUACGAGAUGGAGAAGCUGCGCACUGACACGAAGAACUCGAAGAAGGACGACAACGAGCACUUCUACUUGGCGGAGGUGAACACGAGCACCGGUUUGAUUCAGGUGCAGAUGGGGAAUCAUCCGAGGUACGAGGUCGGGGUGGACGGCGAAUACACGGUGGAGGCGUUGGAGCUCGAGAAAAAGGCGGUGGACCGAUUGCCACCGGAUCACAAGUACUACUACUUGCAUUUGCUGCAGUGGCUGAAGGAAGGCAAGGACAUUUCCGAAAAGCAGAAAAAGUAUUACGACGAAAUGCAAGAUGUUCUCCACUUCAUCCGAAAAGCGCUGUGGGCGGAAGGCGAAGAAGAGCGGGUCUUGGUACUGUGAGUUCUACUGUGUGGAUUUAUUCAGGCAAUGAAAAAUAGACUGGGUGAAUAGGAAGCUAUAGGAACCUACUUAUGAAUGUAUUUUUGUUAUUAUUCUCAGGGACUUGCUACCUAGCAAACGCUUAUCUUUCUGCGACUAUUUUCGCUUGAAGUAGAAUAAUCCAACUUCAAGUAAGACGAUCUCAAGUAGAAUAAUCCAACUUCAAUGGUGCACUGGUCCAAUUGCAAAUACAGCACGUGUUCAUUCUCAUCGUGUUUACUACCAACUUAGGUGCGAGCCGCAUUGGCAAAGGUCGGAACGGAUGGAACGCAUUUGCCGGUUCAUCAUGAUGUGAUUCGAGACCCUGCUAAAUUGGGACCUUACGGGCCAAGAUUCAUGAUGUAUGACCCGAAGGAGCGGGUGGUUCAAAUAGCGGGCUCUUUUAAGCCCCAGGAGAUGGAAGAGAAGUUCACUCCUCGAGAGCGAUCCAUGGUCGUCAGCAGCGCGAAUCUGAUGCCCGAACCGCUUACUUUGAAAUUACGAAAGGCGCAGAGGAAGCCGUCAAAAGAGGUUUUCCAGACUUUCCGCUUUCAGCAACCGGGCACGGUCUACGUAAACAACACGCUACCUCCGAAGGUACUCCUUUUUACACAGGAGACGUCUCUGCCUUACAGGUGAGGUUAAUCACACUAACUAAACGUCUUGUUUUUUGUGAUCCUUUUCCAACGUCCCAGUGCAAUUCAGACGAGGUGACGAACGUGUACUUUUUUGGAUGGUGAGCCUUUUCUUCUACGCUGAUGGUCUACUAGCGAAAAGAAACUUUAGAAUUCAUAAUAUAUUAACAAAUGUUUGUUGGUUGUGUCUCAAGCACCAUCCUUCCACCCUUUUUUGAUCACCAGUUCUCUUUGCUGCUUUCUGGUGGUAACCCGAACACGCUGCCAGCACCAGAGGUACUCAUGACGCCCCUUCCGCUUGGCGCCUACGAGGGGGUGUGCGUUAUGCCGAAGGGGUUUGCAGAUGUGUUCUGCAUGUACCAUUUGAAGCUGCGGACACGAGGACGAGUCGCCCUCCUGGUGUACAUGGGAGUGGGCAAGUACAUGCGGCGGCUCAUUUUUAAAGGUUACUUCAAUUUCACCGAAGGCGGUGCCGACAUUUUUCUAGAUGACUUGUUGCCGGUCGAGGAAGAGGAAAAGGAAGAGUCGAACCAAAGUCCUGCUAAUCAAAGUGCUUCAGCCGCAACGAAAUCACUGAAACGGAAGAAAAACGCGCAGACAAAGGCUGAGAUCCCUCCUCUGAAACUACUGGCAGUGACAGAACUGUUCGGAGACCUGCGAGUCUCAUUCAAAGAAGGCGAGUUGGACAAGUUCAUGAGCCACCCGACUGUCCAUGCGCGAAUCAUGAAGGGUAUUCGGAAAGCCAGGCUCGAUUAUGCCAUUGCGACUACAGGAAAGGUAUUCGUCCUUUAUACCCACUGCGUAGAAUUGAUUUAAAUAAUAUCUCUCUUGCCUCAGAAGACGUGACCGGCACUGACCGGCACGUCUUCGGCGCGGGAAACCUGCUUUGUAAUUUUGAAUCUAAAGGUUGCGCUGUUGCGAAUGUUGCUUUGUAAUUUUUAGAUGCCGAAGUAGGUAAUUCUGCUGUUGUUGCUUUGUAGUUCAGAUGCGGGUCAUAUGCCUACUUGUCUUUCAUACAUGCCGGAGCCGGAUAGGCACAAAAAUGCAGGCGUUCAAAGUAAUUUCUGCGAAGUGACUCUCUUGUUGUGGGUUGACUAGGGUCGAAAGAACGAAACGCCCUUGGUUUAGAUUCACUAGGCCUUUCCGCCUUUGUCGGUUUUUGUAUGUAAGAAUGGCGGAUGUUUAUACCCCGUGGUACUGGGAACAUCAGUCAAUCCAUUAAUUUGCCAAAAGUAUGCAAAUCUUCACAGUGGACAAAAUGCAUCCGUUCAUCUGAUGUUUCCAAAUCAAUCAAUUUGCUAAGGUUCCAACGAUCUAUGGUCCGUCUGGCCGUGACUUGAAGGAGGUGAAAGAUGGAAAGUGGCUAGCGGAGGAGAAGAUUAGUUCGAAAAGCAUGCUCUUAGAUUAUGUAAAGACGGCCUCGAGUGUAAACCAAAAGGUGUCCUUGCGUUACUCAGUGGACGACCAAGUGGAAGAUAUGUGUCCGAGUAUCCCUGGUGAGGGCCUUUCAACCAGCAACAAGCAGAAACCGUGGGAGCGAUCCGGCACCGUAUUUACGCGAGGAAUGGAGAAACCGGCGGACGACGAGAGUGUCGGUAAGACUGGUGGGGGCAGUUUGAAAGGGGAGCGCGCGAGUACGAGAAAUGGAGGCGAGCCCGGCAGUAUGAAACCAGACGGACGCGGAGAGAGCAAGAAGAGCGCUGCACCCAGUAGCGGUGCAGCAACCAGCAAGACGUCAACGUCCAACACAAAUACAAAUACGAACACCAACACGAACAAAUCGUCAAAUUCCUCGCGCAGCAGUAGCAAGUCUUCCUCUGCUUCGGCCUCGUCCACCUCGCAGAGCAGUAAAGGAGGCGGUGGUGGCGGCUUCGGAUGGGGCAAGAAGGACAAAUCAGAAACGUCAGGGUUCACGUCGAGCUCAGUGUCUAAAAGCAGUGGCUCUGGUCCUGGAUUUGGCGGCGGGGGAAGUACAUCCAAGACGAGCAGUGGCUCAAGUUCCUCCUAAAUCGACUUAAUAUUGUCACGGACGACAAUGACACAAAGAGCGCUAGGGGCAGAAAUAUGUCGUGGUAGUAGUUGGCCCCGAGUGGGCCUUCGCGGAUUCGAUCUCGAACUGGAACCUCGCAGAAGCUGUUAAGGGCCGUAAAAAUUGUAGCAUCUUCAUGGGACGCAAAAAAAUGCACACCUAGUCUCCUUUAUCUAAGUUAGCAUGCCACAUUCUUGCAUCUAUAGUUCUUCCUCUUGGGAUACUCUGUACAUAGAAAAACUUGGGAAGAUGUCGAGAUUUAGAUCGUCGGGGAAUUAAACUGCAGCCGUGCACAACCAAGUCAUCGGAAUGUUGUAUGUGGAAGUGAAACAACACCUCCUUAGUACAAGUAGUGUGCUCUCCACUUGACUGCAGGACGACAGAUGAAGAUGCAAAGCAAUGAUCAGUCAAACGCACAUCAGUAAAAACAAACGCCUAUCAAAUCUAAAAAUUGGAAAAAUCGGAUCGCGAAAAAUGCAACAUCGCUCGCAUGAAAAUGUAUAAUAGACAUUGGAUGACUUCUCGCGAAAUUUGUUUGGGGAAUACGUAACACAUUGACAGACUGUACCGUAAUUUGGAAUUUCUUUGGCAGGCCUGGAGAUCACGAAUCAUGACACAGAUCGAGACUCUUUUUGAAUUUUCGAGAGACUCGUGGUCUCUUCCCGUG
Amoebophrya sp. A25 is the source of this 6123-nucleotide messenger RNA. The record is from the annotation of a GenBank genome assembly. Lineage: Eukaryota; Dinophyceae; Syndiniales; Amoebophryaceae.